Molecule: messenger RNA, 306 nt
Organism: Racocetra persica
Lineage: Eukaryota; Fungi; Glomeromycota; Glomeromycetes; Diversisporales; Gigasporaceae
Source: the annotation of a GenBank genome assembly
GGAUUUGAUGGACAAGAUUAUGUAGAGUUUAUACUUGACUUUUUGAAAGCAUCAUAUAAGUAUCCACGCUUGAAUAAUUUAAUUCAAAAUAACAUCAUGAAACGUCAUCUCGUAAACGAAAGUAAUGUAUAUAAGAUACGGAAUCUAAGCCAUGAGUGUAAAGCAGAUCUACUUAAAAAUUAUUGUGAAAAGUAUAUCGAAAGAAAUGAAGAUAUUUUGAACGCAAUAAAACCCACCCAAAAUAUUCCACAUAAUUAUGCGGACACCCAAAAUAUUCCACAGAAUUGCACAGAUUCACGUGAUUGA